AUGUCCGGUCAAGGCGAACAAUCACCAGGUGCUUGGGGAACAAGUGCUGAGAUGUGUUCGUCAUCGUCUUCUUCGUUUUCCGUGCCACCAGAGGGAAGUAAAACGCAUUGCAUCAGUCAGACGCUUUUUGAAACUCUACAGGAAAAAGGAUUUAGCGAAAACGCCAUCAAAAAGUCUAUAGUUGCAGGGUGCGUGGAUGCGGGCACCUGCACACAGUGGAUCACAAUGCAUGAGGGACACCCAGAGCUAGACACCCCGUUAGAGGAUGGUGUGGAGGUGGUUGUGAAGGGCAAGCGCGUCCUCACCGAAGCUGAACGUGAGAAGAAGGUGCGCGAGCUGCGGGAAAAAGCCAAGGCAAAUAUUGCGGAGGAGAAGCGGGCUGCCAUUGAAAAGGAGCGUGAACGUAUUGCGAUGGGUAGGAAAGCGAUUGAAACACAAGAAAUGCUUGAAAAACUUCGACGGGAAUCUGAGCUUGCGGAAGUGCGGAAGCAAAAGGAAGCUGAUCGCAUUGCCAAGCGCCGGGUAAAGGUUCAAAUACUUGCCGACAAGUAUGUGCGUCAGGGGAAUACGAAGGAAGAGGCGUUCCGCAUGGCUGAAUUGGAAUUUGAGGAGGCUGCACAAAAACGACGUCAAGAAAACGUACAAGUGGAGAGCAAAGGUGUGGAAAAUGUUAGAGGUAGUGCCCCAAGCACCGCUUCGUGGGAUAUUGAGGGUUUAAUUGCACAGAACACCUCUCUUUCAGACGUUUUCAACACACCUCCUGCGCCGCUGUCUUUGUUGCCGCGGCUGGUGGAUGGGGUGCGCAACCAUGAGGAUGCUGCGAUGGCUCACCAGUGCCUUGCGGUGCUGCUAACCAUCUUGAGAAAUAUACGUGAGAACCCCUUUGAUGCUAAGAAGCGUUCCUUGAAGACAACAACAGGCGCUUUUCGCAUGAGAAUUGGUCCCGUUCCGUCUGCCAUUCAACUACUGCGCACAUGUGGGUUUCAGCUCGCCACGGACGAGAACGGGAACGAAUCUAUAAUUUUGACAACAGUUGUACUUCGCGUGAUUGAACGAGCAAUUGCCUUGCUCUCACAGGAAACGUGA
Molecule: messenger RNA, 1086 nt
Organism: Trypanosoma rangeli
Lineage: Eukaryota; Euglenozoa; Kinetoplastea; Trypanosomatida; Trypanosomatidae
Product: putative ubiquitin regulatory protein (ISS)
Exons: 1
Coding region: 1-1086 (361 amino acids)
Source: RefSeq, a predicted model, not a curated record